AGUGUAGCUUAGCUCUAUCCACAUUCUUGUCAGGUUUAUAUCUAAUGUCAAACCCAACUUUUCAUAUUCGACCAGCCAAGGUGGAGGACGUAGAUACAAUUUUGCAAUUAAUCAUCGACUUGGCAACAUAUGAAAAGGAGCCUGAAUCAGUCAAGGCUACUCCACAAAUCUUGCGCCAAAAUUUGUUUGACACGCCCUAUGCGCACACUCUUCUUGCUUUCGAUGGGACGUCCGAAGAUCCCGGAGAGCCUAUCGGAAUGGCGCUGUAUUUCUUUAAUUACUCAACUUGGACCGGCAGACCUGGCUUGUAUUUGGAAGAUCUAUAUGUGAAACCCGAAUGCAGAGGAAAGGGCAUUGGCAAGGCCUUCUUUGGUGAACUGGGCAAAAUUGCACAGGAAAAGAACUGCCCUCGGCUUGACUGGAGCGUGCUCAAGUGGAAUCAACCCUCUAUUGACUUUUACGAGAAAACCUUGGGAGCUAAGGCUAUGUCAGGAUGGAUGGGCAUGAGGCUAGAAGAGCAGGGAAUCGACAACCUGAGAAAAUUUGUUGACAGUUCAGCCUAGUCACCCACCACAUUGCUGCAGCGUUGCAGUGAAGGGGCCCCAGUCGUCACAGAUUGUUCCUGAAUAUACUGUCAGGGUUUUAUCGGGGGUUCCGAUAUAGACCUCGGAUGAAGAAACCCUUGUCAAUCACUCUUCGUGUGCCAGACCGUCAUUCCGAUGGCAUAGCAGAUGAAAUGCAAAUGUCUUCCAUUAUGAGCG
Messenger RNA from Serpula lacrymans var. lacrymans S7.9, 761 nucleotides. RefSeq lists its product as uncharacterized. Gene Ontology annotation, biological process: protein acetylation. Gene Ontology annotation, molecular function: N-acetyltransferase activity. Lineage: Eukaryota; Fungi; Basidiomycota; Agaricomycetes; Boletales; Serpulaceae. The record is from RefSeq and is a predicted model, not a curated record. The transcript is spliced from 7 exons. Bases 45 to 563 code for a protein of 172 amino acids.